AUGGCUAAGAACUUGCUAAUGGUACUGCUACUCACCCUCCUCAGCCAAGUGUUUUGCCUGCAGUGUAAUACAUGCCACGGAGAAUACAAUUGUGUUGGACAGAACAUGACCUGCGAAGAUUCCUCAGCCAGCUGCACAACUUCAGUCCGAAAGGCACAUGUCUCUUUUCUGGAAUUCCAGACCGUGAGGAAAGGCUGCGCUCGACAGCUCUAUCCAUUUGAAUCUUUUUCCAUGACUUCGCAUCUUGUGACUCUCUCGUACCAAGCAAACUAUUGUGCGGAGGAUGGCUGUAACAACGAGACCUACUUCGUCUCUCAUCCUGCCCCAACCAAUCACAUGCGCUGCCAUACCUGUGCCUCCCAGGGAGCCUGGUGUCCUGAAGCUUCUCGCACUCAGAUCAGCUGUGUUGGGCAUCAGGAGCAAUGUGUGGAUCUUGACAUCACUGGGAAGUUGGGUCCGUAUUCCAACCUCAAGCUGAAAGGCUGCGCCAAUCUCCCCCGGUGUGAGGAUACUUUGAGCUUUUACUCAGGAAGCCAGAUCAUCCACGCCAGCUGCUGCAAUACUCCGCUUUGCAAUACCUUCACUCCAGACUUGCACCUGGAAAGCCAGGCUCCAAACGGAUUGGAGUGCUACAGCUGUGUGGAUGGACAGGGCUCUGGAGGUAGAUGUUCCAACAAGACCAUCUCCAAAGUGAAGUGCACCGGUGUUCGUAACAUGUGCCUGGAAGGAAUUGGCAACAGCCGUAAAGCUGGGGAAGAAGUGAGCUUGGUGACUUUCAAAGGCUGUGCUUCCCCUGCCAUGUGCCAGAGCUCUCUCUUAGAAUUGGUGCAGGAGCUGGAAGAUGCUGACAUCAUCUGUUGCCAAGGGAAUCUCUGCAACAACCGCAUUGUAGACGGCGUGAUCACGGAACCCCGAGACUCUGCUGACAGCCCCGAAAACACUGAGGAUAUAGGAUGUGUCACAUUCGACUCCAAGCCGUCUGAGCCUACACCCAAAUCUGAUUGCUUCGAUUCAGAUGAGAUGGAAGAUCUCAUGGUGUUGGUGGACUCGCCUCCUGGUGAGGGCCCAUCUUCUAGAAACCACACUGAUAAGGAGACUGUCUACAUGGUUGAUGAAAAGAAAGCGAGUGAGAAUUUGGUCAACGAGAGCCAUGUCCGACCUUCGUCCCAUCACGACCAGACCUUCGUAGGUGGAAAACCCUACGAGGAGACUCUUUCUGGAAAUUCUUCUGAAAGCAGAGAAACGUCUUUUUCUACUGGCGAUUCACAUACUGGACAUGGUUCUUCAGGCAGCUCCUUGGCUACCACAAACCUGGAGACAAGCAAUUCGACUUCUGGUUACCCUGGUGGUGUUGCUCUACUGAUCCCAUUCAUUGUUCCCCAGAGAAACAAGACCGCUUCUCCUACGACUCCCUCCCCCAUCCAGACAAGUACCUCCAAAGAAGUUUUGAUAGCUUCUAGCAAUGAUGACAAAUGUGAGACAAAGGAGAAGUGCCUCAGCUCUGGGGGGCACUUCAUAGUCACCAAGGAGAAGGACCAUGAAGGUUCUUCUUCCAGCCACCCUGCAUCUUCUUCUCAUGGAAGCAGGACCCCAGUAAACACUUCCAGCUCUGCUGAAGAUGCUCCCGAUGCUGGCAACUUUCUCAGAGAAGGAAGCAAUCAAGAAUCAGAAUCCUAUUCCUCAUCCACUGAAAACAUACAUAAUGCUUCUGUUUUAGCCAUAGAAGAACAUGGAGCUCCACAUUCUCCUGCCACUAAUACCUCAGAAAGCACCAACAUGGAGCAUGGCUAUGGAACAUCUGGAGGGGACAACUUCAUCGUUGAUAAUAGUAUUCCCGUAUCAACCCCCACCAGCCGUAAUGCAACUUCAGAUGGCCUGGCCAGCAAUGUUCUUCCCAGACUUCCCAUCACAUCUAUAGAUAACAGCUCUUUCAUUGUAGAAGGCAAGUAUGGAGCAAAUGCUUCUUCAGCAGCAAACACCAAGUCCAACUCCAUCCACAAUCCUGGAAUGGGCCUUGUUGUGGCACCUAGUACCUCCCGUCCCAAAACCAAGACUCCGUGCAACCAGACAGGGUGUGAAAACCCAUUUGAAGUGAACCUGGUGACUUCAUUUGGAGCAGCAGAAGAAGAAGCUACGAGGAACGCUAGCACCUCGUUCUUCAGUGAUCCUAAAAGUCCAGAACACAACACAGCGGUAAAAGAGCAACACAACAGUGGAGCUCUCGGCCUCGCCACAAAUUUGGGGCUCUUCUCCCUCACUCUUUUGUUAGCUGCCCUUACUUAGUUUGUCGUGAUGGAGGAGGAAAGCGCAUUCACUUGAAGGGUGACCCAGGUUUAUCCCAACCCGCUUCAAGCAAAGAACACGGGAACUUGGGUGGUUCCCACAUCCACAGCGCUUACAAAAGGUGUAGGGUGAAAUUUGCAAAUGAGGAGCUA
Notechis scutatus (mainland tiger snake) is the source of this 2435-nucleotide messenger RNA. RefSeq lists its product as uncharacterized. NCBI's taxonomy places the organism in Eukaryota, Metazoa, Chordata, Lepidosauria, Squamata, Elapidae. The record is from RefSeq and is a predicted model, not a curated record.